GGACAGAGCCCCGGCCUCUUCCGCCAAUCUGGCCGGUGCUUCCUUCCUUGGUCGGCUCCAGAAACCACUCUGCCCGCAGGCGCCCCUCUCUCUGGAUGACAAGAGUGACUGGGCACAGAGCCCCUGCCCCCAAACCCACUCCUACAAGAUUCUCUAUUUCUUCUGAACUCAUGGGCUGAGUCAAUCCGCCUCUGGGACUCCGAAACGAGCCUCCCCAGCCACUCACUUAUUCACUCGACAAACAUGCCCUGUCCCCCCCAGGCCCAGGACUGGGGAUGAGCAAGGGUGGGAGGGACAGGGGGAUAAGGCCCGGUGACCUGCUGGAGCACCGGCGCGGCGGGGUUGGAGGUGGACACCCGGAGAGGGACCAGCCUCCUGGGGGUGGGGAGGGCUCCUCGGAGGCGGCGGGAAGGGGAGGGGCUAGGGUGAGGGAGGGGCUGCGAUUUGGAGCGGGCCUCGCGCAUGCGUGUGAAAAAUAUUUUGGCGUCCCCGGCGUCGCCAUGGUAACCUUGGCCCGCCUGCCAUGGCCUCUGGGGCUGGCGGGAGCUGGGAUCGCUCCCCACCGCAGAGUGCAGCCCCGACGCCCUGGGUGACCGUCCUGCAGCCCCUCGCGUGGCCCGUCCCACCCCCGCCCUCGCAGCCGGGCCGCGUGAAGGAAGAUCUGCUGGAGCUGAUGAUGCUGCAGAACGCGCAGAUGCACCAGCUGCUGCUGAGCCGCUUGGUGGCGGGGGCGCUGAACCCCUGGCCUGGCCCGCCUGGCCCACAGGUCUACCUGGAGGGUCACCAGGAGGAGUCUGAGGAGGAGGAAGAAGAGGAGGAGGAGGGGGAGACCGAAGGGCCUUUGGUGUUUCACCACCACUACCUGCCCUGCCUGGUGCCCUCCCCAGGCCCCUUGCUGCCCUGGUCAGCCCCUUUCCUCCUGCCUCCCCCAUGUCAGCCCCAGUUGCAGGAUGUGCCCAGGAUCCAGCACCAGCCUCCUGCCCCCAGGAAAAGGGAGGUGAGAGCUGUGCCCCCACCUCCACCCCCCAGUGCCACAGGGACUGUGGGUCCCGAUGUACGCCCAGCUUCAGAUUACUAUGAUGCCGAGAGCCUGCCAUGAGGACAGACGCCAGCCCGGGGACCCACACCAUCUUCAUCGAAGGGCUGGAAACAGCCACGGAGCCCCAUCCUGCCCCUCUGUUGUCUGGCAGCCCCUCUUGCUCCCUCAACCCAACCCA
Molecule: messenger RNA, 1217 nt
Organism: Microcebus murinus (gray mouse lemur)
Lineage: Eukaryota; Metazoa; Chordata; Mammalia; Primates; Cheirogaleidae
Source: RefSeq, a predicted model, not a curated record